Hypomesus transpacificus is the source of this 2820-nucleotide messenger RNA. It is a transcript of the gene lpcat3, whose product is annotated as lysophosphatidylcholine acyltransferase 3. The transcript has 13 exons. Gene Ontology annotation, cellular component: membrane. Gene Ontology annotation, biological process: lipid modification; phosphatidylcholine biosynthetic process. Lineage: Eukaryota; Metazoa; Chordata; Actinopteri; Osmeriformes; Osmeridae. The coding region runs from base 67 to 1464 and encodes 465 amino acids. Gene Ontology annotation, molecular function: 1-acylglycerophosphocholine O-acyltransferase activity; lysophospholipid acyltransferase activity. The record is from RefSeq and is a predicted model, not a curated record.
GGAGCGCAUCAGAAGUACACACAGUAACGGACUCGCGGCAAGGAGCCACUUCCGCCCACACGAAAAAUGGCGGCUCCCUUGAUGGAGAAAAUAUCGGAAUCUUUAGGUUCCACAGAACCAGCGCUUCGACUCAUUCUGUCCGUUUUAAGUGGGUACCCCUGCGCCCUCUUAUAUCGACGGUUCCUCUUCUACCAGUCCCCCUUUGUUCUUCACUUGUUCCACACGGUAUCUGGACUUGGAUUUGCAGCUUUUAACUUUGGCCCUCAGCUCUAUCACUCUGCAGUAUGCAUCUUAGUCCAGUUCCUGAUGCUGAGGCUCAUGGGAAGGACAAUAACAGCCAUCCUCAGCAGCUUUGUGUUUCAAAUGGUUUACCUGCUGGCUGGUUAUUACUACACUGCAACAGAGGAGUACGACAUCAAAUGGACCAUGCCCCAUUGUGUUCUCGCGCUCAAACUCAUUGGUUUGUCAUUUGAUUACUAUGACGGUGGGAAAGAACCAUCCGAGCUGAAUCCAGAGCAGCAGAAGUCGUCCCUGUCCUCCGUCCCCUCCCUGCUAGAGAUGUACGGCUUCGCCUACUUCUACGGAGGCUUCCUGGUGGGGCCCCAGUUCACGCUGCGCAGCUACCAGAGGCUGGUGGCAGGGGAGCUGACUGACUGCCCUGGACAGCCCCCCAACAGCAUUUUACCUGCUAUGAAGAGAUUUUCCUUGGGCCUCCUCUGCCUGGGCAUCUACAUGAUAUUCAGCCCGUACUACUCCGAUAGCUACUUCCUGGAAGACGAAUACGAGGCUCAGCCCUUCUGGUAUCGCUGCGUGUUCAUCCUGCUCUGGGCUAAAGUCAUCCUCUACAAAUAUGUCAGCUGCUGGGUCAUCGCGGAAGGGGUGUGCGUGCUGUCGGGACUCGGCUACAACGGGCUUGGUUCGAACGGGGAGCACACGUGGGACGCCUGCGCUAACAUGAAGGUGUGGCAGUUCGAGACCACGCCCCUUUUCACGGGCACCAUUGCAUCGUUCAACAUCAACACUAACGCCUGGGUUGCCAGGCACAUUUUCAAGCGGUUGAAGUUCCUGGGAAACAAGGUCAUGUCUCAGAUGGCUACCCUGCUCUUCCUUGCCCUGUGGCACGGCCUCCACUCGGGGUACAUCCUCUGUUUCUCCAUGGAGUUCAUCAUCGUUAACGUGGAAAGAAAGUACCAAGCCCUGGUGAAGGACAGCCCCCUGCUCACUAAACUGGCUCAAGGCCCCUUUUACCCGCUGUUCUACGUCGCUCAGCAGUUCAUCCACUGGCUGUUCAUGGGCUAUCCUCUGGUGGCAUUCUGCCUCUUUACAUACGACAAAUGGCUCAAGGUGUACUCGUCCGUGUAUUUCUGUGGUCAUGUGUUCUUCUUCUUAAUCUACAUGGCCUUGCCAUACCUGCGCAAGCUGCUGGUGCCGAGAAAAGAACAGACUGAGAAAAAGGAGGACUAAAAGUUGAUAUGGUUUAUAUGAAUGAAUAACCACACCCUCAUGAUGUGACAGAAGGGAACAGAUCUGAACAUAUUUUAAGGCCUUUAGUAAUAUAUAUUAUAUGUUCGUGUACAAAUGUUUUCUUUUGAUAUAUUUUUGUGCUUUGGACGAGAGGGGCAUUUUAGGAAUCGAAGGACAAAAGGAUGCAGGAAAUGAUCGUUGUGUCACAUGGGUAAAUGUGAGCCGAUCAGGGACUUCCUGUGAAUUUUUAUUUUAUUAGUUUUUUUUUUUUUUUUUUGACAUGUUGGAGGGAUUACACUGAACUUGAGAGACUGCAGCAUUGUGUACACAGAAUUGCACUCGCCAUUCGUGGGUUUCGGUUUUGCCGAUGGCUCUGUUUUAUUAUCGCGUCCUUUUUCAACCCUCACCACCCAGACUAACUGAACCUGUGCAGGACCAUGGUUCGGCCGCACCUGAAAAUGCAUUUGUCACUUUUCAGAUUUAAUACUACAAAAUGCAUUUCACUUUAUGAAAUUUGUGUGUAAGUGAUUGCUGCUCUGAUAGGGAUGAUGCCAUCAGACUGUGGAGGAGGGUGUGACUGGGUGUCAUAAACAUGGUUUGCCCAUCACUCACAUGAAACACUGUAAACCACACUGUAUGUACACACAUGACUCGAAAUGGCCUUGUAUUAUCAAUGAAUGUUUUUACAUUUUUGGUUGAAAUUUCGAUUUUUUUUUGUGAUGGAUGACUAGAUUUUAUAGCUGUUCUAGGAAGUUCUGAAAAUACAAUUUUGUAGUUCGGGGUAACGUUCCAUUGGAAGGAUUUUAUGGCACUUGUCUUUUCAUGCUCUGUGUCCAUUUUUUGACAUCUCUUGUGCUAUCCAUGCCCCUUGCACUCCACUGAGUCAAUCCCUACCUCCUGUGUUGAUGAAAAGUUUAAUUCCGUUAAAACUGGAGCUUAAAACCACCACUUUUGUACUUAGAGACAUCACCAUUCUCAUGUAGGCAUCAUCAAUAGUCUCCUCUGAUGAUAAGUUGGCAGAAGACUGACCUGGCUACGCGAAAAAAUAUGCCAUCUCACCAGAGCCGGAGGUUUAGACGCAUGCGUCUGAUCCUAGAUCAUUGGGAAGGUGCGCACCCGCCACCUUCGGCCCUUCAAAGAGCGGGAAAGCAUCAACAAGAGAGCAGCGAUUCACUGUAGCAUCAACCCAGAUUUUAAUAAUAUUUAUACUUGCAGUAAUAAUUAAUUUAUGUCAAUUAAUUGUUAUUAUUCCAGAGACUACUUUUUUGCCUUACCGCUACCAAAUGUACAAAGGAAAAGAGAAAAUGAAAAAAUAAUUUUAAAUAAACUUUUUUGUAAUGUUCAUUAAAAUGCUGG